Molecule: messenger RNA, 825 nt
Organism: Cygnus atratus (black swan)
Lineage: Eukaryota; Metazoa; Chordata; Aves; Anseriformes; Anatidae
Gene: LBX1
Product: ladybird homeobox 1
Exons: 2
Coding region: 1-825 (274 amino acids)
Biological process (GO): regulation of DNA-templated transcription
Molecular function (GO): DNA binding; DNA-binding transcription factor activity, RNA polymerase II-specific
Source: RefSeq, a predicted model, not a curated record
AUGACUUCCAAAGAAGAAGCCAAACCUUCGUCGGGGGAAGAACGCCGGAGGAGCCCUCUGGAUCACCUCCCCCCGCCGGCCAACUCCAACAAGCCCCUCACCCCCUUCAGCAUCGAGGACAUCCUCAACAAGCCGUCGGUGCGGAGGAGUUACGCGCUGUGCGGGACUGCCCACCUGCUCUCCGCCGCCGACAAGCACCCCCCGGCCGGGCUGCCCCUCUCCGGCCGGCCGCUGCUCUCCCAAACGUCUCCUCUCUGCGCCCUGGAAGAGCUGGCCAGCAAGACCUUCAAGGGGCUGGAAGUCAGCGUGCUGCAGGCGGCCGAAGGCAGGGACGGGAUGACGAUCUUCGGGCAGCGGCAGACGCCGAAAAAGCGUCGGAAGUCGCGGACGGCCUUCACCAACCAUCAGAUCUACGAGCUGGAGAAGAGGUUCCUCUACCAAAAAUACCUGUCGCCGGCGGACCGGGACCAGAUCGCCCAGCAGCUGGGGCUCACCAACGCCCAGGUCAUCACCUGGUUCCAGAACCGCCGCGCCAAGCUCAAACGCGACCUGGAGGAGAUGAAGGCCGACGUGGAGUCCGCCAAAAAGCUGGGCCCCAACCCCGCCGUGGACAUCGUGGCCCUGGCCGAGCUGGAGCCCAGCACCGAGGGUCGGGGCAAGGCUCGGCCCGGCUCCCCCCCGCCGCCCCCCGCAGCCCGGGAGCCCGGUGCCCCGCCGCCGCCCCGCCCCGCCUCGCCCCCCACGGAGCGGCCCCGCAGCCGCCGGGACAGCGAGGAGGAGGAGGACGAGGAGGAGGAGGACGUGGAGAUCGACGUGGAUGACUGA